AUCUUUUCGGGAAGAAACGUUUCAGACCCAACGGUCAUGGCCCUAUUGAUUUUCCUUUAUAUUUCAAUUCAUACAUCUAAUGUAGUUGGCAUAAUUGAAGUUAAAAAUAUUGCGCAAAAUGUAAUACAGUGUGAAUCAGCUUUAUCAAACAACAAAAAUGAUUUUAAUUCAAUCUCGUUUAUUAAAAGAUGCAACUAUACGGGUUCAUUUCCAUUGUAG
This is a messenger RNA of Racocetra persica, 219 nucleotides long. Lineage: Eukaryota; Fungi; Glomeromycota; Glomeromycetes; Diversisporales; Gigasporaceae. The record is from the annotation of a GenBank genome assembly.